This is a messenger RNA of Bombina bombina (fire-bellied toad), 1594 nucleotides long. Its product is annotated as cathepsin D. The transcript has 9 exons. The coding region runs from base 221 to 1411 and encodes 396 amino acids. Lineage: Eukaryota; Metazoa; Chordata; Amphibia; Anura; Bombinatoridae. Gene Ontology annotation, cellular component: lysosome. The record is from RefSeq and is a predicted model, not a curated record. Gene Ontology annotation, molecular function: aspartic-type endopeptidase activity. Gene Ontology annotation, biological process: proteolysis.
ACUGACAGUCAGUGGAGCCAAUUCUUUAAUUUAUACAGAAGAGAUUUCAGACAGACGGCCCACUUGCUUGUACAAACUCUGUGAAGAUGUGAUGAAAUUCAAAAGUUGACUAAAGAACCUUUAGAAAAAAGUACUGAGAACAAGGAAGUAACUUCUACAUCUAUUUCCACUUAUAAAACUAAAGUUUAAGACAAGCACUCAAGAAGUAAAAUCAAACACCAUGAAGAUCGCCACGUUCUUAUUGGUAUUAUGUAUGACUGUGACCUCAAAUGCAUUGAUUCGAAUCCCCCUAAAGAAGCUUCAGUCUGUCAGGCGCAUACUCAUGGACAAUAUGUCCAUCGAAGAGCUCAGAAACCGAGCAAAAGACACAGAGGUCCUAAAUCAAAGUUUGCACCCCAACCUCAAGGGAAUCCCUGAAAAGCUUACCAACUACUUAGAUGCACAAUACUAUGGAGACAUCUUCAUUGGGACUCCUCCUCAGAAAUUUACUGUAAUAUUUGACACCGGCUCCUCCAAUCUCUGGGUUCCUUCUGUCAAGUGUUCCUUCUUUGACAUAGCAUGUUGGUUCCAUAAAAAGUAUAACUCCAAAACUUCUUCAACCUACAAGCAAAACAACACAGAAUUCUCAAUCCGUUAUGGAACCGGUAGUCUCAGUGGGUUCCUAAGCCAAGACACAGUCACUAUUGGAACCACACAAGUCCCAAACCAAACAUUUGCUGAGGCAGUCAAGCAGCCUGGUAUAGCCUUUGUUUUUGCUCACUUUGAUGGCAUUCUUGGAAUGGGAUAUCCAAAUAUCUCUGUUGAUGGUGUCCUUCCAGUUUUUGACAACAUGGUGCAACAGAAGCUGGUAGAAAAUAACAUAUUUUCGUUUUACUUGAACAGAGAUCCUGUGGCCGAGGUUGGAGGUGAAUUACUCCUGGGAGGUACAGACCCACAAUAUUACACGGGAGACUUCCAUUACCUGAAUGUUACACGUCAAGCGUACUGGCAAAUCAAGGCAGAUGAGGUUAGAGUUAGUAACCAGCUCACGCUUUGCAAGGGAGGCUGCCAGGCAAUUGUGGACACUGGAACCUCCCUAAUUACUGGACCUGUUCAAGAGAUUCGUGCCCUUCACAAAGCUAUUGGAGCUUUACCUCUUUUUGGAGGCGAGUAUUUGAUAAUCUGUGAUAAGAUUCCAACUUUACCAACCAUUUCAUUCGUCCUUGGAGGGAUGCAAUACAAUCUCACUGGGGAACAAUAUGUGUUAAAGAUAACACAGAUGGGACGGACAAUGUGUAUCAGUGGAUUCAUGGGAAUUGAUAUCCCGCCUCCUACAGGCCCAUUUUGGAUUUUGGGGGAUGCCUUCAUUGGGCAGUAUUACACAGUUUUUGACAGAGGGAACAACCGUGUGGGUUUUGCUAAAGCAAAAUAAAAAUAACAACAUUUUCAUGUAUAUAAAAGUGACAAGUUCUAUGGCUUAUUUAACAACAAAUCAUGUGUUUGAAUUACGCUUGUAAGAAUAAAAUAGCUUUAGGAGUAACACUUUUUUUUCCAAACUGAUUAUUUUUAUCUAAAAGACAAUGUGUAAGAGUAAAAAAUCAAUGUGUAUUCAAAA